Molecule: messenger RNA, 2563 nt
Organism: Eurytemora carolleeae
Lineage: Eukaryota; Metazoa; Arthropoda; Copepoda; Calanoida; Temoridae
Exons: 25
Coding region: 82-2409 (775 amino acids)
Biological process (GO): sodium ion transmembrane transport
Cellular component (GO): membrane
Molecular function (GO): ligand-gated sodium channel activity
Source: RefSeq, a predicted model, not a curated record
AGAUUUUCAAUAUUCAGAAUAUUCAAAAUCUGUCUUCUCUACUUGAUGUUUGACUAAACCAGUUUCCUGAAUGCGGGUCUUAUGCAGAAACCCUCUGGGAAAGAUCCCGCACUGUACCGGAAGCACAGAACCGGUUCCGUAAGGUUCUUCUACGUGGUCUUUAACUUCCACAUCCGGCUGUAUAAAGGUCUAGUGAAUACCCUGAUUCAACUGAAAGCGGGGAUACAGGAGCAGAUCAUCAACCACACCUUCCUUCUCACCUAUCAGUACAUGAUCAGCUUCAUGAUGCCGUUAGAAUACAUGAAGGAUAUCAUGGAGAACUUUCAGGCGUUCUGUAAUCAGACCAGCCUACACGGUUGGCAGUACAUUACACAGAAACCAGAAACUGAUGGCUUCUGGUCAGGAUUUAAACACGUGUUCUGGUCGAUUAUUGUCUGUGUUGCUAUGGGAUGUGCUGCACUGUUCCUUUAUACAAAUACUAUAGACUUUAUGAACGCUACAGUAGUCACCACAGUGGACACUAUGACAGUUCCUCUUUCUGAGGUUUUCUUCCCCUCCGUUCUAGUGUGUAAUAUAAACCAGGUUCGAAAAUCUUUUUUCUCCGAACUAGGGAUAUACGACAAUGAAACCUUUAUUCGACAAGUUUAUUAUGAUUUCAUUCUUGGAAAAGCAAACCAGUCAUACGAACCAGAAAACCAUCAGGCAUCUGCCAGGAAACGGCAAGUGCAUGAACAGAUAAUGAAAGAAUAUCUUGCCAAACACAACGAGACUCUGGAUACAAAGCUCUCAAUAACUUGGUUUACUCAUCAGAAGUGCAAGGAUAUGCAUAUUCUUUCAAAAUGGAACGGAACUAAAACUUACAGUUUUGAGAUAGAACGAGAUUUUGGAACUGAUUACGGUAUUUGUUGUUGGUACACCCCGCAGCUUAACUUCUCACAUAUAUUAGAAAAGACUCAUGAAUCUGGCCACGAGGAACCGGACUGGGGACACUGGUUUAUGAACGUUCCAAAGGGUGCGAAGACAGGGAAGGAUAACGGUUACACAAUGCUCUUCGAUAUCGAAUCCUUCGACUACAGUUACUAUGACGAGGGUAGUGAAGGGCUCAAGCUGGCUCUUGUUCAUCAUCUGGAUAUGCCGAUCAUGAGACAAAAAGGGUUUCAUAUAGCUCCAGGGACAGAAAACCAGAUUGCCGUGACUCCAACACUGAUGUUGACCUCUCAUGAGGCCUUAAACAGGUUUAGUGCCGAGCAGCGGGAUUGUUACACGGAGAAGGAGAUUUCAUUAAGGUUUCUACCUCAUGAUCAUGGAUAUAGAUAUGAAAUGAGUAACUGCCUAUUCGAAGCUGCAUUCGAGAAUAUUCUGGAGAAAUGUAAAUGUGCACCAGGUUUUCAUACAAUUGGUGGAGAAGCCGCGAUGGAAGAGUACGAUAUCUGUAUGGGAGCAAACCUCACUUGUAUGAAUGAUCAUCUAAAUAGAAUGGGUGAGUUUGAUCAUGUUGAAUACCAGGGGAAACAAGUGAAAUGUAGAUCAAGCUGCGAAGAUCAGGUGAAUUCCUUGUUCGUGACCACCUCGAACUAUCCCAACAGGAAAACUCUAGUUUACAGAGAAGAAUUCUGUAUUGUUACUCUACGUCUUAUUGAUAAAUGUAACAGCUUCAAACGCAAGCCCCUGGAUCGACAAUAUCCGACCCUGUGUAUUCUACUGGAGGAUCUCAGAGAUCUAGAUAUUUGUGAGAAUAAUGAGUGGAAAACACCGAAGGAGUUAAACUGUACCGUACACCAUUGUCCACUAGUAGAGGCAGUACUUAACUACGCUAGGGAUAAUCUAGUCAUGUUCAAUAUAUUCAUCAAGGACCCGUACGCUAAGAGGUUUAUGAAGGAUGAAAAAAUAACUAAAACUGCAUAUAUUGCGAACUCUGGAGGUCUACUGGGACUCUGUAUGGGAUUCUCUCUAGUAUCUGCUGCUGAAAUCUUGUACCAUUGUCUUUUUGGUCUAAUAUCUCCUCUUUGUACAAGAAAAAAACAAGAUAGGUUAUCGUCUGUGCGACAUGAAUCUGAGGAUCAGAACGGGAGAACGUAUAGUCGGGAGAGGAUAAGACGAGGUCCAACCUAUCCUGAACCCUCCUACUAUAAACACGACCUGGAGAAAGGAAUUCCCAGAACAGAGACGAGUAUGAGCCAUGAGCGGGGAUAUAAUAGUUGUCUCCUGCACAACGGUUCUAUCCAUACAGACGUGGGACACAACAGCUCCCACAACUCAUCCAUGCCCCAGGGCUUUCAGAAACCUCAGUUCUCCGGGGGCAGAAACGGAACCUGGUCCGGAUGUCCGGCUCAUUCAUGUAAUUCUCAUCCGGCUUCAAGACAGCAGGAGGAGACAUUGUUUGAUUUCAGCAAAGAACGAGUUAUAUAACUUAGAUAAACUAAAUUAAAAGAACUCUGAUCGAAAGAGAAAUGUAUGUACAGUGUACAGUGAGUGUGGAGUUUACAGAGAGGGUACAGUGUACUGUGCAAUGUACAGUGAAUGUAUAGUUUACAGAGAGGGUACAGUGAAUGUACAAUGUAAA